Molecule: messenger RNA, 1320 nt
Organism: Striga hermonthica
Lineage: Eukaryota; Viridiplantae; Streptophyta; Magnoliopsida; Lamiales; Orobanchaceae
Source: the annotation of a GenBank genome assembly
AUGGUUGCUUCUUUCUCAAUCACCCGUCCGAUUUGCCGGAAAUGGUUUGCCGGAUUAUCGAAUUAUCCGAUGGUAUGGAUGACUGGAUCUUGUUCUUUUCGCAGGUUUAAGUUCAACUCUUAUCAGAUAGGCAUGAGCACGUUGGCCGAGCCGAUGUUCUCGUCUUCAACGAGACAAAACCCAUCUUCCUCGUCAUCUCCUUGGCUUAUGCUGCCGCUCGCCACUGUCGCCUCCGCCGGCAUCAGCUACAAGUUCUACAGCCUCGCCGACGAUAAAAUCGUAACCCUCGGUACAGGAAAAAGCCGCCAUGAAAGAGAAUUAACGCACCCGCGCAUGCGUUUCGCGGGAUCUUCACACGGCUGGCUAGCUUUGUUGAGCCGCAGCCUAGAUUUGUUUCUCUAUAAUCCCAUCUCCGGUCGCCAUAUCGACCUCCCUUCGGUUCGCGACCUGCCCGAAUCCCCUGCUGGCUCGACCAUAACAUACAAGGUCAUACUCUCGUGCUCCCCGGACAGACCAGAUUGUCGGGCCAUCGUUUUGUACAACAGCAUGUGUGCGCUGGCUUUCUGCUGCCUUGGGUUGAGCAAGGAGUGGACCCGUAUCGGCGAUGACCACUGGCUCGAUGAAAAAUUGGGCCGGCCAUUCCGCAACGGCUAUUGGGAUUGUGUCUACUCCACGAGACACGAAGCGUUGUUUAGCCUCACGAGACAGGGCGUGUUGGAAUCUUGGGAUCUUCGGGACCCUCGUUCACCGAGGGCGAGGGCGGUGAAGAUAGCCGAGGUUAGACCCGAGGGACGAGUUAGUAUUAUGUACCGAAAAAGCUAUGAGAAAGAGGAGAAUCACUUGUGGCUAUCGUGUGAUGCAGUGCAGCAUCUGGUAGUGGCUGGGAAGGAUCUCUUCGUGGUGACUCAAUACCGUGCUGGAUGUUUUGAUUUUGAUGGGUUGUAUGUUGGAUGGAGUGAUCAGAAUACCUUCGCUGGAGGCCCUCCGUAUGUGACUGUUGAUUUCGAUGUUUAUAAAUAUGAUCCUGAAAAUCAGGAUGUUAAGUACGUCAACUCGUUAGAUGGCUUGGCGGUUUUUGUUGGCUACCACAACGAUGCAUUUGCAUUGCCCGCGGCAGAGUUUCCAGAGCUCAAACCCAAUUGCAUUUACUUCACGAAUGCAAUUGAACCAUCAAUGAGUGCGUAUAUACCGACGAGAGGCCAAGACAUCGGCAUUUUCGAUUAUAAAAACAAGACCGUGUUGCCAUGCUAUUAUCCGUUUGAUGACAAGAACAUGAGAGAGAUUUUCCCAACUCCUACUUGGAAGAUUGAGGUUUGCUGA